AUGGGAGCUGGGCCAAUAAAUCUUUCGGUAUGUCGAUCACCUGAUUAUCUACAAGAACUUGUUAACGAAUAUCAAGAUACAAAAGAUCAAGAUGCUUUGACUGAAAAUGAUGAGAAAUUAAAAGAGUUUGGUAUUGGAGGAUUAUGUAAUUUAUGUUUAGAACAAAGAAAUAAAGAAUAUAUUAUAAAUAAUGAGGGAAUACCAUUGAUAAUAGAUUGUCUAAACAGUAAUAAUGAGGAUAUUUUAACAGCUGCAAUAACGAUUCUAAUAUUUUUAUUGACACCGCCAACACUUGAAAUUGCAAAAACAUCAAUCUUAACUCGAUCUGUUAAGAAAAAAAUCGAAGAAUUAUCAAAAUCAGAGAAUAAUAUUAGUAGUAGUAAUAAUAAUGGCGGCAUUUCUAGUAGCAAUAGCAUUAAGAAUUUAUCAAUAAUAUUGUUAAAUGAUUACUUUAAUAAAGAUCUUGUAAUCCGUAAAGAUCAAAGACAAAAAACAAUAACGGUGGAAGGUACUAAUAACAAUAUGUCACAGCUACCUGAAGGUGAUGAAGAUGGAGGCUCAUCGUACCAACCUCAAUCAGAGUUUAUAAAAGAAAGUGGCAGAGAUAAUGAAGUAGGUGGUGGAAGUAGCCAUCCUCAUCAUAACCGUCAACAAGGCGAUGGUAGUGGUAUUGUUGAUAGUAGUGGCAUAUACGAUGAAAAUUUCUUUCCUAGCCCAACACAUCCACAUCACCACCAUAAAGGUGGACAUCAUAGACAACAACAACAAAUUGACAAAUUAGUGGAUCAAGAGUUUUUUAACGAUUUUCCUGAUGAUUUUGAUGAUGAAGAUUUAAGUUAA
Entrophospora candida is the source of this 840-nucleotide messenger RNA. NCBI's taxonomy places the organism in Eukaryota, Fungi, Glomeromycota, Glomeromycetes, Entrophosporales, Entrophosporaceae. The record is from the annotation of a GenBank genome assembly.